Molecule: messenger RNA, 1226 nt
Organism: Chlamydomonas reinhardtii
Lineage: Eukaryota; Viridiplantae; Chlorophyta; Chlorophyceae; Chlamydomonadales; Chlamydomonadaceae
Exons: 7
Coding region: 29-880 (283 amino acids)
Source: RefSeq, a predicted model, not a curated record
UCGCCAGAGGUAUAAUGGACUGCAUUAGAUGGCUUUCGCGACAGCUGAGCAUUGGGAAGAGAGCACCGCCAGCGAAGCUGACCAUCGUGACUGGCUCUGCUCGUACUCAACCCUCCGCAAGAUAGUGCUUGACCUCCUGAACCACUGGCCACCGCCACUGCCGAACAUACUACUGGUCGGCACGGGCAUCUCCACUUUCGCGGAGGAUCUCUACGACAGCGGCUUCAAGUACAUCACCGUCCUAGACUUCGCGGCCAGCGCGGCAGAGGUCCACCGCCAGCGAGCCGCCCGCCCGGCGCGCACUGGGCUGCGGGUGGUGCAGCGCAGCGUUGACGAGGCGGAGUGGCCUGAGCUGGAUGGCACGCCGGAUGGUGGCCGGGAGUUCGGCAUUGUGCUGGACAAGGGCGUCAUGGAUUGCUUGCUGACGGCACGGGACGGCAUCGACCGCGCCGGUGCCGCCGUGGCCAACGUGUUCAGCCGUAUGACCACACCCGGCGUUUGGAUCUCCGUCUCUCACUCGCCGCCAGGCCAGCGGCGCGACAUGUACUGCAUCACCGCCGCCUCAGCCGCCGGGCUCAGCCCCGUGUACUGGCACGAGUUCAAGGUGAAGCGGGUGCGGCUGCCGGCGCUGGAGUACGCCGCGACCAGCACACUGCCGGGUCCGGAGCAGGUCGAGGACAUGCCCGAAGCGGGCUUUAAGUUGUUGGCAACGCCCGACGGCACGGACCCACAGCCUCCCGGUGUGGCAGGCAGAACGGCCGCCGCCGGCGUUGGAGGCACAGCAGCGCAUGGGGCGGCGCAAGGGCGGGCACAGCAAGGGGAGGCUGAUGAACUGGAUUUUCAGGAGGACGUUGCAUACAUUUACAUGAUGACCAAGUAAAUCCCGAAUCAUUCAUGGCAUGUGCGGAGUCACAGUCGGGUGUGGCUUCAGGCAUGAGGGAUGCUGUGACACGACUUGCGCACAUGCAGCUCCCCUUCACGCUGUGACACAUGCUGGAUCCCUCCGUAGCCCAUCGGAGGACUGGUGAAGAUUGCAGUUUAUUCAUGCACGGUGUAUUUGAAGGUUGUUAAGCACCAGGACUUGAUCGGGGCGGAUUGUGAUUGCUAGGCCAGCUUGCGGGCUUGCGUGGGCUGUAGCACGUGUCCGACUUGGCCACAGCUCAGCUGCGCAGCCCCGGGGUAUCCCGGCUGUGGGGACCCGCGCCUUCCUGUAACGAUGGGCUAUU